Etheostoma spectabile (orangethroat darter) is the source of this 1803-nucleotide messenger RNA. RefSeq names its product DnaJ heat shock protein family (Hsp40) member A (gene dnaja). The record is from RefSeq and is a predicted model, not a curated record. The transcript has 8 exons. Gene Ontology annotation, molecular function: Hsp70 protein binding; ATP binding. NCBI's taxonomy places the organism in Eukaryota, Metazoa, Chordata, Actinopteri, Perciformes, Percidae. Bases 243 to 1427 code for a protein of 394 amino acids. Gene Ontology annotation, biological process: protein folding; response to heat.
CUCUCCUCUCCCCUCCCCCCUCUAUCUCCCCCUCCCUUCCUAUCGCCCCCGCCCUCCCUCUCCCAGGUCUUUUCUAGACUCUUCAGUCUAACGACACAUCCGGCCACUCUUCUCAAAGCUCUCCAGAAAGUUCUACACUGUAGAGCCGUGCGGCUAUAAGAACCAGCCAUCGUCCUUCACCAGCCUCAGCGUGAUUCGAGUGAAAGCUAGUAUAGUAAUAUCAUUUGACAAGUUUUGUCACCAUGGUUCACGAAACCGGCUUCUACGAUCUGUUGGGUGUCAGCCCCAGAGCUUCACAGGAGGAACUCAAAAAAGCCUACAGAAAACUCGCAUUAAAAUAUCACCCCGACAAGAACCCGAAUGAAGGAGAGAAGUUCAAGCUUAUAUCUCAAGCAUAUGAAGUGCUGUCAAACCCAGAGAAGAGAGAGUUGUAUGACCAAGGAGGAGAACAAGCGAUUAAAGAGGGAGGCAUGAGUGGAGGAACUUCCCCAAUGGACAUGUUCAACAUGUUCUUCGGAGGUGGAGGAAGGAUGCAGAGAGAGAGAAGAGGGAAGAAUGUUGUCCACCAGCUUAGUGUUACACUGGAGGAGAUGUACAAAGGCAGCACCAGGAAGCUUGGACUUCAAAAGAGUGUAAUUUGUGAAAAAUGUGAAGGCUAUGGUGGUAAGAAAGGUGCCUUGGAGAAGUGCUCAACUUGCAAAGGAAGAGGCGUACAAGUCAAGGUGCAACAGAUUGGACCAGGCAUGAUUCAGCAGAUCCAAAGCAUGUGUGCUGACUGCCAGGGACAGGGCGAGAAAUUUAACGCUAAAGACCGCUGCAAGAACUGCAAUGGACGCAAAGUAGAACGCAAGAAGAAAGUUCUUGAAGUUCACAUUGACAAAGGUAUGAGAGAUGGUCAGAAAAUUACAUUCAAUGGAGAAGGUGACCAAGAACCUGGACUGGAGCCUGGGGAUGUAAUCAUUGUUCUGGAUCAGAAGGAGCACCCAGUGUUCCAAAGAAAAGACGAUGAUUUGAUAAUGAAGAUGAACAUCAAACUUGCUGAAGCUCUGUGUGGUUUUAAGAAGACCAUUCAAACACUGGAUGACAGAAUGCUAAUUAUCAGCUCACAGCCAGGUGAAGUAAUCAAGCACAAUGACAUCAAAUGUGUUCAAAACGAGGGCAUGCCAAUUUACAGGGAUCCUUAUGACAGAGGACAGCUUAUCAUUAGUUUCCAGGUGGAAUUUCCAGAGAAACACUGGCUCCCAGAGCAUCUCAUGUUCCAGCUGGAAAGACUGCUUCCUCCUAGGGAGGAUGUGAUGAUUACUGAUGACAUGGAGGAGGUGCAGCUCUGUGAGGUGGAUGUGCAGACACAGAGAAGCACCAGCAGGGAAGCUUAUGAGGAAGAUGAAGAAGGUCCCAGAAGCGGAGUGCAAUGUCAGACGCAGUGAUCUUAGUCUAAGAUUUAAAACAAAAUUUAGAGAGCAUGUGGUUUUUGUUGUUUAAAAAGUUGUGUGAAGAUGCCUUUUUAACUGUUCAUAAAGUAAUGUUAUACCAAUAAGUUACAUUUAAAAAAAAGUUGCUGAAGCAAUUUUUUUGUGACUUUCCUGUGACACAAAUGCCAGUUGAGCAUUCAUUUGUGCUCAGUUAUCAAAACUGUAUUUUGGUUUCACUGUAUGCUCUAUUUAAGAUCCAUGCCUUUUUAUAUCCAUGUAUUAUGGUUUUCUUUUCAAAAGCUGAAAGGACACCUUGUAUGCUUUCUGUGAAGGUAAUUCCAGUUAUUACAAACUUCAUUUCUCAAUAAAAGUCCCAGAACACAUUAACUUU